UAAUAGUAGAACGGAGUUCUGAAUUCCCAAAGUUCUGGGGUUCGCGUAAAGAGCGCAGAAAAAUAACUUAGCUCGCUAGCUGGCUAGCUAGUUUGUCAACAGUUUGGGGGAUCAGGAUAUGCAAAAGAGGAUCUGUGCUGAGCCACAAGGAGGCAAUGUCUGACAACAACAACGGGUUCAACAACAGCUGGACCAUCCUCACCCCAGAGGAAACUGCUGUAGGGAAUGUUGGCCCAAGGGAUGAUGGGAGUGAAAGCCUUGCUGAUGCCCCCGGCCUGUCGGAGGAAGUGACGGGGACUGCCCCUGUGCUGGAGACAGCUGACGCAGGCGCUAAGACUGAGACAGCAGUGACCGAGGAGGGACUGCAGGUCACUUCUGUUUCCUCUGAAACCGAUGUAGUGAACAUCGGCCCAGGGAAUGAUGGGAGUGAAGGUUUGGCAGACACACCCGGCCUCGCUGAGGAAGUGACAGGGAAAGUUGCCGAGUUACGAACAGGGGACAGUGAGGCACCAACCGAAUUAGUUCUAUCUGAGGAGGGGCUGCAGGUUUGCCAAGAAACUGCUCCCGAGAUCACUCAGAGUCCUGCCCCUCCCAGCCCCUCCCCUUCCAGCCACGUCCCUUUGAGUGCCAGCCUAGAGACUCAUACCCCUUUUAGCCCUGAACCUGAUGCAUACACAGUCACUACCCCCUAUUCUGACAGUCACCCAGCUGUUAGCCCCACCUCGGAUUCCUGGACCCAUAUAAGCCCUGCUGUUGAGAGCAUAACCCUUGCAACCCCUGUCUCUGAUACCUACACUGACAUAAGCCCUUCCAUUGAGAGCCACACACCUGUUAGCCCCCCCUCUGAUAUCUACACCCAUAUAAGCCCCCCCACUGAGAGUCCUACCAUUGUAAGCUCUACCUCCGAUACCUUUACUGACACAAGCACGUCCCCAGAGAUCCCCGCCUUUGUAAGCCCCACCUCUGAUACCUAUGCUGAUGUAAGCCCCGCCCCUGAGGUCCCAGCACCUGUUAGCCCAGACUCCUUUGCCACUUUGUCCACACCUGCGUCUCAGGAAGAGGAGGUGCUCCAAUACCAAGAGGAAGUAUCUGAGCCAGCGAAGACAGUGAGCGAUGUUGGACCAUGUGAAGAUUAUCGGGGCGACACAGUAUUUGGGGAGGAGGAGGGUCUGAGGAGGAGACAUGUGCAACCGGCUAGCCCCCCUGACCUUCCAGUGAGAGCAGGGGCUGAGGAAGAGGAUGAGGAAGAAGAGGAGUUUAGACUUGUUGAGAGGAAGGAGGAGGGUGGACUUUCUCUGAACAAGUGCAUUGUGGGAGCCCUGAUCCUGCUCAGCUUGGGGUCCAUAAUAUUUUCAGGUAUCUUCAUUGACCUGGAAGACGAAGACGACUCGGAGGUUGCACAGCUCAGAGACCCUAAGAACCCCGACGCCAAACCUCCCACUCCUCAGGAAGUGACGGAGCUACUGGGUAAACUGGCUGAAGAAAACCAGCAGAUGACUCUACUACAGGCACAGCUACAGUCUCAGAAAGAAGAGUUAAACCUGGUGCUUCAGAGGGCAGAGGAGAUGGGGAAGGAGCCCCCUGCUGGCCAGACAGAGAACCAGAGCUCAACAGUGCAGGAAGGGCCAGGAACAAGAGAGGAGAAAGACAAGAGUGAGGGAGGCAGAAUUUGGCAGGAGAGCGGGAAGGAGAAAGUCUUAACAGAGGAGAGGAAAACAAGGGAGGGUGAUGCACAAAUAGGGGCGAGAGAGCCGGAGAGGAGGUGGACAGAAGGAGAGGAGAGGAGAGGAGGGAAGAAGAAGCACUGGGAGGGAGGACAAAAAGAGGGGAGGAGAGAGGGAUUCCAGGAGAAGGAUUGGAAGAAAGGGAGGGAAGAGGGGAAAGAGUGGAAGCACAGAGUUGACAAAAAGGAAAGGAAGGGAGAGAGCGAUUGGAAACGUGGGAAGGAUGGAGGGAAAGAUAAACACAAAGAAUGGGUGGAGAAGAAGGAGAGAAAACAAGUGUGGGAAAAAGAGAAAGAGAGAGAGAGAGAGUCCCCAAAACAUGGGGAGAGAAAAAGAGAGGGAUCGUGGAAGGAUAAGAUGGAGAAAAAGGACCACAGAGACGAGAGGUGGAGGAAGGACAAAAAAGAAAAGGACUGGAAGCCACACAAAGAUGGGUGGAAAACAGAGAAAGAUGGAAGCACCAAGAAGAGAGAAGAACGAGGGAUGGGCAAGGACAAAAUCAGGAAAGAGAGGCACUGGCAGGGAACCGUAGAAAAGGCACAUCACCGCCACACCCAUGCUGACUACUGGAAACAUCAGCGAGAGGAACUGGAAAACAAUCGCCCUCCGGUGGACUGUAGGGGUAUUUCAGAGUGUGCCAGAAAGGAGGGGCUUGUCCCCGUGAAGCUGGAUGAAUUUCUUGGGGUUUUUGAGGGCUACCUUAGCAAGCUGGGGGGAGCUGCGGGUCAGAGCAAGGAGGCGAUCAUUCGGCUGGUCAGAGAGUUCUUCAUCGACGGCGUUUUCGUUCACCAUAAGAUGCCGUUCCGAGAGUUUGUGGAAGACGUGGCCGACAUGCUGGAGGAUGUGGUAGAGGGAGACCGUGAAGCUGAAGAGAAGAUGGAUGAGUUUGAGAGAGAAGCACUGAGGAGGUUCACUCUGCCGGGUGGAGGAGAGAGGGAGGGCAGGAAGAGGGGGAAGGAGAGCAGAAUGUGGGGCUGAUGGAAGAGGGGAGAAGAAAGGAGUGAGGAGUAGGGAGAUGGGGGGAGAGAAAAGGAGACAGACAGACAGAGGAUAGAAGUGAUGGAAUGGGUUCAGAAAGGCAUUACUUAUCCCGGCCUUGGAGGGCUGUAGUUUCAGAAAUGCACUUCAGAUGUGAGCAAAAACACCUCUUCACCAAUACAAUUGGGAAAAACUGAAGCAUCACAAAAACAUGUGGCCCCUUACAUCUUGUUCCCAUCUCGCAUUUUUGUGGAGAUUCAGUCUUAACCUACCUCUACCGCCGUGUUGUCAACAAGUUUUUGUGUUCUAGCUUAGCACUUAAGGAACCGCUUGUUGUAAACUGAACUAGCUGAAGUGAACUUCAUAGCAGUGAAUGUGCUGGCCUUUUUAAGAGCUGUACCACAGUGCUCCAAGGUCAAAAUUAGGAUCCACGGCUUUCAUUCUACCUGACCACACAUCUACCUGAUCUACCAGCUGAUUCUUCUCUACUGAACUUGUCAGAGUCUCCCCCCCAAGUGCUGGGACUUGUUACUGGUUAACAGACAGCAGAAGUACAGCUUAGUUAGAAAGUUAGUUGGGAAAGUAGGCCAGGUUUGGGAGAGGAAAUGUGGACACCCUAUAGGACCUGGACUGAGGCAGCCCUGCUGGACUGGAGUUGGGCAAUACAGAUUUAAGUGGUUUGAUUAACCAGCGUCUGAAUGCAGAUUCCCACCCUCCUAAAGCAUUAAGACAUUGAAGUUAUUGGAGUUGAAUUGGAGUGUUUUACAUUUUAUGAUGCCUUUAUGGCGUGGUUUUUGUCUUAUAUUUAAAAAUCUACUCCUGUCAGAGCUGCAGUGUUAUGAUAUGUGUUGAAUGUGACAAAUGUUUCCAUGCAUGAUUGAGCAUCCGAGACUGCAUAGUGAAAGCCUAAAAUGACCCUGACCUCUCCAGAUAAGGAUUUGGGAGUGUCAUUGAGAAAUCAGGCCUAAUUUAUAGGCUGCGACCACAAUCAUUUUGCUUCUGGUUUUGAUUUAUCUUGAAUUUGUAGUUGUGUAGCUUUUCACUGAAGUUCUAAACAAUGACACUGUCACCAAGCGCAGACUGCACAGUGACUUGUUCAGAAGUGAUUCUUGGUGUCACAGUGAUCUGAGACAUAAGUGCUUUUUUUAGCAUAAGUUUGUAUUGCUCCAGUAACCCAAAUUGAGAUCUCUAGCUGGCAGUGACGGUGGCUUGCGUCAACUGGAGGGGGAUGGUUCAGAUCUGUGCUUUCAUAAAGCAGUUUGACAUGCACAAUAGUGUGUGUAAAUUUGUUUUCUUUCACAUAAAAAUACCAGAAUUUUAAUUUUUGAGCAGACAUCUCCCUUAAGAAUGGUUGCGCUUCAGUUCUGUAGAUCAGGAGUACGCAGUCCAGGUCCUGGAGUGCCAGAGAUGCUUCUGUUUUUUGUUUUUUCCCAGCCUUUAACUGCAUAAUUGGAUAUAUUAAUAGCUUAAUUCUAUUCAGCAGACCAUGUGCUCAAGGUAGUGAGCACCACUCAGAGAGGCCUAGACAAUCGGCAGGACUGUGGGACUCCAGAAGCAGGAUCACCUGCCUCCACUGUACAUUAAGACCCAAGCUGAAUUUGUCAUUUUUAACAACAGUGUUAACUUUUGGAGGUUUUUCCCAAUGCUUUUUGUUGCUGUUUCAGGUAGCGUAGCAUUUGAUCAGUCAGGGUCGUGUUAUAAAAGAUACUUAAAGAAGAAAUGAAGUAAGUCUUUAAUCACAUUUUUAAUACAUUCUUUAGUCACAGUAACUUCUUAGCAUUCAGUGCUGACAUAUUUAUUUAAGUAAGUAACAAGUAGAGCAACAUUAGUUAAGGUAUUCUUCCUUAAAAUGUUGUUCAGUGAUUAAAGUAGAAUAAGUAGUGUAUGCUCACCUACUGUGUGUACCAUAGCAGGAUUGAAAGCAAUUACAUUUGAAAAACUAGUCUAAAUCAACUGGUUAAUGUUAUUUGUGGAUUUGCCAUAGGAGGUUUGGGUUCUAGUUACUACUGAUGUGUGUUCAUAUUUGGGUUUGAAUUGAGACUUUUAUUUGCUAUUUCAGUGUAUGGUAGCUAUGAGCAGCCAGUUCUUUGACCU
This is a messenger RNA of Megalops cyprinoides (Indo-Pacific tarpon), 4796 nucleotides long. RefSeq names its product pre-B-cell leukemia transcription factor-interacting protein 1-like. NCBI's taxonomy places the organism in Eukaryota, Metazoa, Chordata, Actinopteri, Elopiformes, Megalopidae. The record is from RefSeq and is a predicted model, not a curated record. The transcript is spliced from 12 exons. Bases 156 to 2702 code for a protein of 848 amino acids.